Messenger RNA from Linnemannia hyalina, 1407 nucleotides. NCBI's taxonomy places the organism in Eukaryota, Fungi, Mortierellomycota, Mortierellomycetes, Mortierellales, Mortierellaceae. The record is from the annotation of a GenBank genome assembly.
AUGUACAAGUCCCCAACACCAGCAUCACUGCUGCCAACAGCUGGUGCAAACAACAACCGCCCAGGAGGAGUAGGAGGAUCAUCAAACAAUAGCAUCGUCGGAAGACUCAUCAGGUCAAGGGCAUCCAAGACCGUCUUUAUCGCCUACGUCGGCUUCUGUGCCAUCUUUACUCUAAAACAUCUCCUUACUUUCGAGGCAGUCCCUGAGGCUAUUGUCUACCCGCACUAUGAGCUCGAGCGUACAUAUGAUCCAGAGAAACCUUACUCGGUGGUGUCAGAGCUGUCGACGAGCGUGAUCCUGUCAAAGAUGUUUGCCUUCAGCACACCCGAUAUCACAGACAACAUCCAGCCCUUCUUUGUCCGCUCAGAGGGAUCCCCUCGUCCCGACGAGAUCUCUCUCGCCACCUUUGUCCCCCAGGACGACCUCUCUGAACUUAUCCGCCUCGUCGAACACUUUCCAGGCCCUAUUUCGGCAGUGCUGCAUAUUGACCACCCAUCAGACGAACCAGGAGCAUCGAACCCAAUUAGUCGACUUCAUACGAUGAGGGCCAGCAACCCCAAGAUCCGCAGCCAGGUCGACAUUCAUCUCAUCACCACCCCCCAGACUCACCGGCGACCCCUCACGACCACUGUCCAGCAACAAUCCAACCUCCACAGGAACUUGGCGCGAUUUUUCGCAAGGACAGAUUUCGUUCUUUUGCUGGAUGCCGAUGGCUCCCUCCCUGCGACGGAUAUCUCGAAGAGCUUCAGGGACUACCCUCAAUGGAUGGAGAAGCUGAGGACCGGAAACGUCUUUGUUGUGCCUGGAUUCAACGUCUCAAUGACUUCCGAGGGUGGCGCUCUUCCCAGCACACUUGAGGAUGAGGGGACAGCGGUGGAACUGGUUCCCGUGCUCAAGUACAACCAGUUGCCUCGAGAGAAACAGACAUUGUUGAGCCACGUCCACGAUGGCAAGGUCAUCCUCUCGGAAAAGACAUGGAAGAGGACCAUCCGCAACGUCGACUUCAACACCUGGGCAACCCAGACCCGCUUGAGCGCCAUCCAAAACUAUGACCCUUACUUUGGACCUUCAGUUGUGAUGCGUCGUGACAAGAUGCUCUGGUGCCCUGAGCGGUUCGGAAACAAUCAGGCGGCUUGCUUAUUUGAGCUGUACCUGAGCGGAGCUGACUUCUGGGUCCUCCCUAAUGACUUUACCAUCCACGGCGGCGAGCGCAAGGAGCUUGAGAUUACCGAGCGCGAGAGAACGAUUAACACGCGCUUAUACCAGAAAUUCCAUGAAGAGUCCUGUUUGAAGCACGCUCGUGCGUUCUAUGCUGCUGGUGAAUGGGAUUCUGACCGUGCCCGACACUGCCGCAUCAGCUGUCAAAAAGUGCUGGCUGUUUGGGGUCUGGUCAUUCGUCAGGCAUAA